This is a messenger RNA of Fusarium vanettenii 77-13-4, 2340 nucleotides long. RefSeq lists its product as uncharacterized. The record is from RefSeq and is a predicted model, not a curated record. Gene Ontology annotation, molecular function: DNA-binding transcription factor activity, RNA polymerase II-specific; RNA polymerase II cis-regulatory region sequence-specific DNA binding; zinc ion binding. The transcript is spliced from 2 exons. Gene Ontology annotation, cellular component: nucleus. Bases 1 to 2340 code for a protein of 779 amino acids. Gene Ontology annotation, biological process: positive regulation of transcription from RNA polymerase II promoter by galactose; DNA-templated transcription. Lineage: Eukaryota; Fungi; Ascomycota; Sordariomycetes; Hypocreales; Nectriaceae.
AUGGACCCGCAAAUACCAACAGUGAUGGAAGACCCCAUCAUGAAUGGGAUCCCCCGCGGCACGUCGACCGAGAAGGAGACCAGUAUCGAACGGCCCAAGAAACGUCAAAAGGUCAGCGCAGCUUGCGACCGGUGCAGAAGCAAGAAGACAAAGUGUGACGGAGUUCGACCAGUGUGUAGCCCUUGUCGAAGGCGACAGCAGACGUCGACCACCUGUACCUGGGGUUCUCGAAAGGUUCGAGGAAGCAGCACAUCACGGGAAUAUCUGUUCAGACUGGAGCAAAGGCUACAAGAGCUUGAAAAUGAACGACGGACAUUGCAGACACCAGCCCGGGAUUAUAUGUCUCCAAAUGUCUCUGAGGAACGGAUUGACGAUGACGACGACGACGACGAGCAGAAUAACGCCAUGUUGGGAUUGAUACAAGAGAAGACUGGCCGGAGACUGCCGAUACAUGGCGACUCGAGUGUCAGCAGCUUCAUGAGCCACAUCAGAAACGUGCUCGAUCACCACCUGGCGUCUCGCGCUGCCAGUGUUGAACCCAAUCAGACGGCCGACAUGGUUCAACCUCAACUAGUCACGACCAUGGGUGACCAGAUUUCUCACGUAGAUGUGGUUCUGCCUCCCCGCCGAAGGGCUGACCAUCUUCUUGACGUCUACUGGAGAUGCAUUGAUCCGUUGUAUCCAUUCCUGGAUCGAGAUCAGAUGGAGUCAAUGUAUCGACGCUUGUGGGCCGGGGAAAAUCUUGGCGAAGACACCAAGAUGUUCAUUAGCCUCCUCAACGUGGUAUUCAGUCUGAGCUGCAACCUGAACCCCCGGAUGGAGCCCGAGGAAAGGGGCUCGAAUGCGGCCGUGUUCUACCGACGCAGUCAAGCACUCCUCGACUUCUCAGACCUCCAGAAUCGCUCAGUCCUGGCCGUACAGUGCUUUCUUUUAUCUGGGCAGUAUCUACAAAGCACAAACAAGUCACAGCAAUGCUGGAUGUCGAUUGGUAUGGCCAUCCGAGUAGCUCAGAGCAUCGGCCUGGAUUUGGUAGCGACGAGCGCCGAGGCACCCACGACAACUAUCAGGGAGACGAUGCGAAAGGUCUGGCACGGCUGCAUCCUUAUGGAUAGGGCUCUUUCUAUGACAUUCGGCCGACCACUGAUGAUCACCCCGCAGGCGGCGACAGCAGUCCCCAUGCCGCUGGUACAUAAUCAUGAGGGCCUUUGCAGCUGCCACUCCAUUCCAUUCAGCUUUGAUGUCGCACAUGAGCGCGAUCUGCACUUUUUCACUGAAGCCCUCAAGCUAUAUGAACUCAUGGGUGAGGCGCUACUCACGGUAUACGACGCUUCAGCUGUUGAGGAGGCAGUCAAAGUCGACGAAUAUGCCGUGUACUUUGGCAGCCAAGCGGCCAGGAUCGUAGGUCAGGUUUUCGAAGUUGACGACAAGCUCCAGCGUUGGCAAAGGUGUCUUCCUAUUCAUCUUCGCAAUGACCCAGAUGCUCCCAAGUCGAUUAUCCACAAGCGUCAGAGCCAUAUUCUAUUUCUUCGUUUCCACCACACUCGCAUUCUACUGUUGCGUCCCAUUCUGUCACGGUUCUGUGCUAGACAGGACCACGGCCGGGCAGGCUUCUCAGAGACGGUGCCCUGGAAGAUUGCUCUUCACUCAUCUGUCAGUUGUGUGAGGGCAGCCUUGGAAACUGUCGAGUUCUACGAGUCCAGCAUUGGAAACCGAAGUAUCCAAGACUGCGAGGACUUGCUGCCUGCCUGGUGGUAUAGCACCUUUUACAUCUACAGCGCUGCUACAAUUCUCGUAGCCGCACAGUUACACCCUGCGCUGACGGCCGAAGUUGGACCAAAGAGGAUUCUGGAUGGGUGCCGAGCCAGCAUCAAACUUCUCACAUCGUUCCAGAGGUUCGGGGACCAUGCCGUGAGAUGCGCGACUGCCAUUGGCAUCCUUCUGGGUCACGUCCAAAGGAGGCAGAAGGGUCUAACACUGCAGAAGCGGCGAGGGGAACUAGCUGAGCUGGAUCAAUCCGAGUCUCUCGCAGAGGAGAGGGGACCAGACGAUGCAUGCGAGCAUCUGGGGAACCAGAGAGCAUACCAAGCAAGCCUGACAAAGCAGUCUAUGCACAGCUUUGACGCCAGUAGAGAAGGUGCAAGCCAUACUACUUUCAUGAAUUCUACUCCUAACGAGAUCAAGUCUUUGGAUUUUGGGUUGACCAUUCAUACUGAUGUGAUGGAAGGUUUAGCAGCGAUCGACGGGCUGAUGGCGAUUGACUUUGAGGGUUUCAACUAUGAACUGGAUUUUGACGAUUUGUCUUGGCUUAAUAGCAUACCCGCGCAACUAUACGAGAACUAG